Molecule: messenger RNA, 789 nt
Organism: Zygosaccharomyces rouxii
Lineage: Eukaryota; Fungi; Ascomycota; Saccharomycetes; Saccharomycetales; Saccharomycetaceae
Product: SUR7/PalI family protein
Exons: 1
Coding region: 1-789 (262 amino acids)
Biological process (GO): fungal-type cell wall organization
Cellular component (GO): cell cortex of cell tip; plasma membrane
Source: RefSeq, a predicted model, not a curated record
AUGGCAAUAAUUAACGCCUCUGUACUUUUCUUUACAGCGCUUUUAUCGUUCAGCGCACUGAUACUGGCAAUUGUGGCAUGUGCAGGAUCCACCAGUAACUACAACCCUCUCAACAAAAUAUUUGUAGCACAAUUGAAUUUGAAGAAUUUGAAUGCUGAUAAGGUAUUUUCUAAGACGAGCAGCGAAUUAGACAUACCAGCAUUUAUUAAUGUGGGACUUUGGUCUUAUUGUGUUGCCAGUGAUAAUGGAUCAGUAAAGUAUUGUACUUCCCCCAAUGGCAUUCAGAAAUUUGAUUUGAAGAAAAUGUUAACUGAUAGCAUUGGUAACAAUAAAGUUGCUGAUAUGGCAGAUUCACUUGCAAAGGUUAUGCUACCAGAUAACUUACAGGAUAAAAUGGGGUAUUAUAACAAUUUGGUGAAAUGUAUGUUUAUCACAUUGUUAAUUGGUAUCUGUGCACUUUUCCUCGAUUUAGUGGUUAACAUUGUUCGCUGGAUUGUUCAUGCUAGAUUGCUCAAUUGGUUUGGUAGGUUUUUGGCUUCUAUUGCAUUCACCAGUUUAAUAAUAAGUGCGGGCACUAGUACAGGGACCUAUGUAUAUAUUCGUCACUUGCUCAAGGAAAAUUAUGACGAGUACGGUAUUAAACUUUCAUUGGGUAGGGUAUUUUUAGCCCUUAUUUGGGCCACUGUCGGUGCUGCUCUAUUUAAUAGCAUCCUAUGGGGUCUAGUAAGGGCUAGAAGAAGAUCUUAUCCGGGGUCACCAAUGCCUAGUGAAGAAAAGCCGCUAAUAUGA